Molecule: messenger RNA, 2865 nt
Organism: Solea senegalensis (Senegalese sole)
Lineage: Eukaryota; Metazoa; Chordata; Actinopteri; Pleuronectiformes; Soleidae
Gene: nptnb
Product: neuroplastin b
Exons: 9
Coding region: 563-1741 (392 amino acids)
Biological process (GO): cell-cell adhesion
Cellular component (GO): cell-cell junction
Molecular function (GO): cell adhesion molecule binding
Source: RefSeq, a predicted model, not a curated record
UGUCGUCGCUGCCGUUGGUGUCCUUCCAGCAUCGGAUCCUUUUUUUUUUUCCCCCGUUGUAUUAAAAAUAGACCGCUACUGGUCGCAGACUAGUGUUUCGGCUGCAUCACUUCCCGUGGGGAAUCGUUUGUGCGCCACUUUCAUUUUAAUCACCGAAUCCGUGACCGCGAGAGCGCAAAUGCGCAUCGGUCUGCGCAUCUUUGAGUCUUCAGAACUACACUGUGGACAGUCUCCCUGACACCCAAAGACCUGUCCUCCGCGCACCACCAACUAGGCUUCUUCACCGCCUAUGGCUGCUGCACAUCGGCAUCCCUGAGCCGCUGGCCUCGUCCCGGACUCUUCAACACCACUGUCCUCUGAAGGUCUUUGGAUCAUUAGGGCCACGGUUUUUAAUUUUUUUUAUUUUUUACAAACAUUUUCUUUUUUAUAUAUAUAUAUAUAUAUAUACAUCGUCCUUUAACAUCCCGGUGCUAUGCUGGGCCCGUCUCUCUAGAUCCUGUGAUCAAUACACGAGCUCUCCUCCUCCCACAUUCGCCCGACCGAGACCCUUCUCCCUCUCGUCAUGCAUCCUUACGCGGUGAUGCUAGCGGUGCUCCUUCUGGGGAACUUGAUGGUGCCUUUCGUCUCGGCUCAGAACGCUGGGUUUGUGAAGUCGCCCAUGUCUGAGACUAAGCUUACGGGGGACACCUUUGAGCUGUACUGCGACGUGGUCGGUAACCCCACUCCAGAGAUCCAGUGGUGGUAUGCGGAGAUCAACCGAGCCGACUCCUUCAAGCAGCUGUGGGAUGGAGCCCGCAGGCGCCGGGUAUCCAUCAACACAGCCUAUGGCACCAAUGGGGUCAGUGUGCUCGGCAUCACGCGCCUCACACUGGAGGACUCUGGGACCUAUGAAUGCCGGGCCAGCAACGACCCCAGGCGCAAUGACCUGCGACAAAACCCCGCCAUCACCUGGAUCCGCGCCCAGGCCACCAUUUCGGUGCUACAGAAACCAAAGAUCAAUGCCUCCGAUGAGAUCAUCCUGUCCGCAGACUCCCCAAGCAAACCAGUUACCCUGCUCUGUAACCUCACCACUGCCCACACUCCUCACAAGGAAAGCUUCUGGAUGAAGAAAGGCCAGGAGAUCCCCAAUACACGAACAGAGCAUGGGAACAUAGCAUACAGAAUCAAUAAACCACGGGCAGAUGAUUCAGGGGAAUACAUGUGUGUUUACACAUUUGUCACGGCGCCAAAUGCAAACGCCACAAUCGAAGUAAAAGCAAAACCCGACAUCACCGGCCACAAGAGGAGUGAAAAUAAAAACGAGGGGGAAAAUGCCACGAUGUACUGCAAGUCUGUUGGUUACCCACAUCCCACCUGGACGUGGACAUGGCGUAAAGUGGAUGGCACUUCCUUCACGGAACUCGACAACUCCACCGGACGCUUCUUCAUCACUAGCAGAGAAAACUACACAGAGCUCAACAUACUCGACCUGGAUAUAAACAAGGAUCCCGGCGUAUAUGAAUGCAAUGCCACCAAUAUGAUUGGAAACACUGCCGAGACCACCAUACUACGCGUACGCAGCCAUCUCGCACCACUUUGGCCUUUCCUGGGUGUGCUCGCGGAGAUCAUCAUCCUUGUGGUCAUCAUCGUCGUGUACGAGAAACGCAAGAGGCCAGAUGACAUCAUCGACGUUGGACCAAUGAAAACAAAUUCGACAAACAACCACAAGGACAAAAACAUUCGCCAGAGGAAUACAAAAUAAGCAAUUUACUCAAGUGAGAUGGCUAAAAACUGCGCUAUUUUUGACAACGUGACGGUAUCAGCAAUGGAUAGAUCUCCAGGCAGUUUUGAAAAAAAGCAUAUCUUGUCUCAUGUUGAAUGAGAAACAAUAUCAGCACAACACUGGCAACAAUAAGAACAUAACGGCUGUCUUAAGCAUGCCUUAUUCAGUCUUACAUGGAGAUUUCAGGAUGACGAAUAAUGACUAAAACCACCACAAAGGUGUACACAUUUUUAAUGUGCUGUUGAUGUCUCUCUUUAUUAAUUUCAUCAUGUCCUCAAAUGAGGUGAUCCCUUUUGUAUUACAUAUCAUGUACAAUGCAUGCAAGAUAAUUACGCAAUAGGAUAUUCAGAAUAGAGAUUUUCUGUUGUUGUCCCCCCCUUGUGGCUUUUAUUGCAUCCAGAAUGACCUAUGUUUUUUAAUGGAGUCAUCCUUAUUACACAUGUAUAUCAUAUGCAUAUAUAUGUGAUAAAUAUAUAGUUUUAUUCUUGAAGAUUUGUACAGCAUAUCAUGGUCAUUUAACGAUGUUUGAUUUUGUGACAAUACGUCCACUUUGAAAAUAAUUUUUAUUGUGAAGCUGGGGCUUCCUUGACUGGCAGUAUUUCAAUUUAAUUGCGAGUGAUUACAGAAAAUGUGUGUUUAACUAUCUUAACUAAAAGGAAAAUGUGUAUUAUUUUUAUUUUCUUUCCAGAGUAACUUAGGUGUCUUGUAUACGUUGAAGUAUGAGUGUUCAAAUAAUAGGAAAUCUGUAAAAAAAAAUAAUAUUUUUUUUAUAUUCCCCAAUUUCAUGAACUGAUUUUUAUUAGAUUUUUUUUUUCUCUUUAACUGUAUAGCAUGGCUAUAAUCCUAUGCAAUAUGUAUUCUUAAAUAGAUAUAUGGAGGGCGGUUUGUUUUACUCAGUGAAGCUUUAAUGUUGUGGGAUCACUUGGAAGCUGGCAUAGCAAAAUUCACUGCUGUAGCUGCAUGACUCCUGUUUGAAUCAAAUGUAUCCGUGUGUGGUGGUGGAAAUGGACCUGCGGUAAGGUGGGGUCAGAGGGACCAGAGUAUAUAGCCACGAACAUGAGUGAGACCAAUAUUUUUUUCUGAAUAAAAAGCUCAAAAAUGAA